AUGGAACUAUAUCCCGGCUUCUUCAAUUACACCAAAACUGAAAUUACCUCUCAGAAUCCUAAUUCCCAAAAUAAAUCUCGCGGCAACUAUGGGAUAAUUCGACUAGAAUGUCGACUCCAUGGCGUCCUCCAAGCUCUAUGGAAUCACCCAACCGGCCCCAAAACCAUUCACUUUUGGGCACCAACCUUUAAAUGGGGCAUUAGCAUAGCCAAUGUAGCUGAUUUCACCAAGCCACAAGAAAAACUUUCCUACCCGCAGCAAAUAGCGGUUACUUGCACAGGAGUUAUCUGGUCACGCUACAGCACUGUAAUCACUCCUAAAAACUGGAACCUCUUUAGUGUAAGCAUUGUUAUGGCUGGAACAGGCUUAUACCAACUAGCUCGAAAAGUACAACACAAUUUCCUUUCAGAGGCGAAGGCAAAGCCAGCUAACGUAAAUGAAUGAAGACUGAAUCUU
Messenger RNA from Hibiscus syriacus, 456 nucleotides. RefSeq names its product mitochondrial pyruvate carrier 4-like. The record is from RefSeq and is a predicted model, not a curated record. The coding region runs from base 1 to 444 and encodes 147 amino acids. The transcript is spliced from 6 exons. Lineage: Eukaryota; Viridiplantae; Streptophyta; Magnoliopsida; Malvales; Malvaceae. Gene Ontology annotation, cellular component: mitochondrial inner membrane. Gene Ontology annotation, biological process: pyruvate import into mitochondria.